This is a messenger RNA of Parastagonospora nodorum SN15, 1125 nucleotides long. RefSeq lists its product as hypothetical. NCBI's taxonomy places the organism in Eukaryota, Fungi, Ascomycota, Dothideomycetes, Pleosporales, Phaeosphaeriaceae. The transcript has 4 exons. The coding region runs from base 1 to 1125 and encodes 374 amino acids. The record is from RefSeq and is a predicted model, not a curated record.
AUGGGCUCCCGACUCCACAAUGCGCCCAUAGUCAUCGACAACGGCAGCGGGACCAUACGAGCUGGUUUCGCAGGCGAAGAUGUCCCCAAAUGCUACUUCCCGUCAUAUGUCGGACGGCCGAAGCACGUACGGACAAUGGCAGGAGCGCUCGAGGGUGACGUGUUCAUUGGACCUCAAGCACAGCAAUAUAGGGGCCUUUUCAAGAUCAACUACCCAUUGGAGCACGGCAUUGUCACAGACUGGGACGAUAUGGAGAGAAUAUGGCAAUAUGUCUACCAGGAAGGCUUGAAGACGGUCAGCGAAGAUGUGAAACCGCCGCUGAACCCUCGAGAAAACCGGGAUGUCGCGGCCCAGAUCCUCUUCGAGACCUUCAAUGUCCCCGCCCUCUACUCCUCGGUACAGGCUGUGCUCUCAUUAUACGCCUCAGGAAAGACAACCGGUCUGGUCCUGGACUCUGGAGAUGGUGUCUCGCAUGCCGUACCUGUAUUCCAGGGAUUCGCGAUUCCCAAUAGCAUACGAAGGAUAGACGUAGCCGGCAGAGACGUCACAGAACACUUCCAGCAACUGCUGCGGAAAAGUGGCAGGAUAUUUCACACAAGCGCAGAGAAGGAGACAGUCAAGAACAUCAAAGAGGCGACCGGCUAUGUCGCGCUUGAUCCUGCGAAAGAGGAGAAGGAGUGGUCUGGCGCGGCGAGGUCAGACGGCAAGAGCGCCGAGUACACGUUGCCUGACGGUCAGAAGUUGAAGGUCGGUGCGGAGCGAUUUCGAGCACCAGAAAUCCUGUUCAACCCCGAGAUCAUCGGCUUGGAGUACCCUGGCGUGCACCAGAUCGUGGUCGAGGCGAUACAUCGGACAGACAUGGACCUCCGCAAAUCGCUCUAUGGCAACAUUGUACUCUCUGGUGGUUCCACACUGACAAAGGGAUUUGGUAACAGGCUGCUUCACGAAGUACAACGACUGGCGGUGAAGGACAUGAGGAUCAAGAUAUUGGCACCACCAGAGCGAAUAUACACCACGUGGACUGGCGGCAGUAUCCUAGCGGGUCUGAGUACCUUCAAGAAGAUGUGGGUGGAAAAGGACGAAUGGCAGGAGAAUCCAGACAUCAUCCAUACCAAAUUCGCAUAA